This is a messenger RNA of Lethenteron reissneri (Far Eastern brook lamprey), 17325 nucleotides long. RefSeq names its product dmX-like protein 2. Gene Ontology annotation, biological process: vacuolar acidification. Gene Ontology annotation, cellular component: RAVE complex. Gene Ontology annotation, molecular function: protein binding. The record is from RefSeq and is a predicted model, not a curated record. Lineage: Eukaryota; Metazoa; Chordata; Hyperoartia; Petromyzontiformes; Petromyzontidae.
GCGAGACUUUGCGCGGUGGCGCCCCCUCCCCACCCCGUACGGUGGUGACGCUGGCGAUGGUGGUGGUGGUGGUGAUGGUGCGAGUCUAAGUGGCGGCGGUGGUUAGCGGUGGGUUAGCGGCGUUCUGCCCGGACAUCGUCGGCGUUCGCCAUGAAGCUGCACCAGGUGCUCACGGGCGCCGUGAACCCCGGGGAGAACACCUUCUCCGUGGGGCUCCUGGACGGCGCUGCGUUCACGGCCUACGCGUCUGGCUGUGACAUCGUGAUCCUCGGCAGCAACUUUGAGCGCGUGCAGAUCAUCCCGGGCUCCAAGCAUGGGAACAUCCAGGUCGGCUGCCUCAGCUGCUCCGCGCGCCUCGGCAAGAUUGCAGCAUCUUAUGGAGACACCGUUUCCAUCUUUGAGCCUUUCCCGCUCAUCAACAAAGCAAGCAACCCCCUCGGCUUGCAGUGGCACAAGACAGGGCAGCUCAAGGUCCCAUCCGCGGUCCUGGAUCUGGCAUGGGACCCUCAGGCCGAUUCUCUGCUCACCGCCUCCAGCUCUCUGCAGCUGUGGUCGUGCUCCCCGGGGUCGGAGGUCGCAGUGGACAGCCCCACGAGCGAGUCGGCGCUCACGGGCUGCGUCUGGGCGGCCGUCUGGACGUGCAGGACCGCGCUUCCUGUCACGCAAAUCAAAUUCUCUCCGGAUGGAUAUUUUUUCGCUACCACUGGCAAGAACGACUGCCUAGUGAAGGUGUGGUACCGCACGGAUGGGUGGCACGCGUGCCGGGUGGUGGGCGUCUCCGGCGGUGGCAGCUGUACGGACCCUGUGGUGAUGCCGACGGAACGGCCGGCGUUCUCGUUUGCGUACCUGGCGCACCCGCGUGCCGUCACCAGCCUCUCCUGGAGGAAGACCAGCACGUACCUCCCCAGGGGCGCCGCCUGCAACACGCUGCUCACGUCGUGUCGCGACGGCAUCUGCCGCGUGUGGCUGGAGACGGUGCUGCCCGAGGACUGCCUGCAGGAGUGCCCGGCCGUGAGCGGGCACGGCGCCCGCGGGGAGCCGCCGCCGUCCGUGCGGCUGGCUGCGGCCGCGGGGCCGCGCGGGAAGGCCCAGCGGGAGCGCAUGCAUCACGUGCUCGGGUCGUUCCAGCAGCUCAAGAUGCUGAAGCGCAGGAAACGCACGCUGCAGAGAGACGGCCUCGGGUCAGUCCUGGCCGAGGCCCUGCCAGGGUCGCCCGCGUUACCACGGCAACCGCGCAUCCUCGCCCACUUCCACAUCGCCGCCAGCAUCAACCCCAAAACAGACAUCCCGCUGAUGCCGGCAAUGGGAUGCCCGGGAGUGGACGGCGACGGGCCCCCGUUCGUAGUGCACUGGCUGAACAACAAGUACCUGCAGUUCACGCUCUCGCUCGAGUGCCUCCUGCAGCAGCUGCAACCGCCGGCACCGUCGGGGGGCAGCAGGGGCGGCAGCGGCAGGGCGGCCGACGCUGGGUCACGGGGGUCACGGGGGUCGCAGGAGGAGGCCAGCGGAGAGGUCGGCGGCCGCGACGCCCCGGACGGCAACAGCGACAACCACAGUUCGUCCCGCGAAUCCGAGGACGGCAUCUGCUCGCUGGACGACGGCUCUGAGAAGGAGAGCGACACCCCCACCGGCACGGCGCCGCGCCGGCCCCCAGGCAUCAGCACCACCACCAACACCACCCUCACCGCCACCGCGGCGGUGGCGGCGUCCACCCCGGCAGACGGCUCGGGGCCGCCGGGCGGCACCGGGAAGCCCAAGCACGCGGGCGCGGCCGGGGCGGCGUGGCAGGUGGAGAAUGGACUUGACUGGCUGGUGAGGGACUGGCAGAGCGCGCCCGACAUGCUGUACAGCGUGCACGCGCUGGACGGCUCCUUCCUCGUGUGGCACGUCGACUGGCUCGACGAGAGCCAGCCCGGCGUCUUCAAGCAGGUGCAGGUCUGCUUCUCCUCGCGCAUCCCCGUCGCCUUCCCCGCUGGCGACGCUCACUCCAUGGGCAAGCACAUGUACCUGUACGCGUGUCCCAGCGGCGCCCGGCACGCCGGAGACCCCACCGCCGGCACCAGCCCUCACCACCCGCGCUACUACUCCUCCUCCUCCUCGUUCUCCUCCGUGCCUCGCAGCUCCUCCGGCCACCUCAUCUCCUCCAGCCUCGGCCGCAACCUCGGCAGCUGCGGCAGCAUCGGCAGCAUCGGCGGCGGCAUGGGCGGGCCCUUUGGCGCGCUGCUGGUGCCGCCCUCGGUGAAGCUGGUGACGAAGCACGCCGACGGCUCGCUCAACCAGUGGGCCGUCUGCUUCGGCGAGGACGCCGCCUUCCGCACCGUGCUGGGCAUCUCGCACCAGUCGCGCUACUGCGGCCACCGCUUCCGCCUCACGGGGCAGGCGUGCCACGCCGUGCUGCCGCUGCUGCUCACCACGGCGCACCACGCCCCGCGCGAUGACGCGCCGCCCGACGGCCGCUCUUCCCCUCGACCGUCGCCUACGGACGACGUCGCUCGGAAGCAACCGAGCGGUCGCUUCGUGCGAAGGGAGGCGGGCGGGUCGUCGGGCAGGUCGCCGGGCGGGUCGCCGGGCGACGCGUUUGCCGGCCCGGCGAUGACUCGGAGGAGCCGGCGCGGCGAAGGCGGCGGCGGCACCUGCGGACCGCCCGGCCGGCAGCUGCGGCGGUUGAUGAGCGACUGCGACGUGCUGGCGGUGCGCAGCGAGCUCAUCCUGUGGCGCGUGGACCCCGUGGGGCCGCUGUCCCACACGGGCGGCGUGCUGGAGCUGGCGCGCAUCAACUGUGCCAGCGAGGACGCUUUUGCGCACAUGGCGUGGCUGCCCACCACCGUGCCGGGGUACUGCCUCGGGACGUACUGCAACUCCCCGAGCUCGUGCUUCGUGGCGUCAGACGGCUGGAAUCUGCGCCUGUACCAGGCCGUGAUCGACGCCCGCAAGCUGCUCGACGAGCUCUCCAAGCCGCAGCUGUCGCGUCUGGUGGGCGACGUGUUCAGCAUCGUGAGCCAGCAGUCGACCGCUCGGCCCGGCUGCAUCAUCGAGCUGGACGUCAUCACUGAACAGUGCCCAUCCAGCACGCAGUUCCUGCACGUCUUCUCGGAGGAGCUCAUCCUCGGUCGGCGCUCCAAGGACACGGAGGAGGGAGACGGAUCCAACCCGGCGAGCGGUGCCGGUCCCGGCCGGGCGCCGCAGUUUUCCGAGAGGUUCUUCCUGGUGUCCAUCGAGAGAGCUGAGGGAGGGCAGUCGCUGCUCAAGAUGUGGAGCCUCCACCUGACCUCCGUGCAGGCACUCGCCGGUACGCAGAGCGUGGACGCGUGCGGCCUGCGCUUCCUGCUCGCCGUGAGGCUGCACUCCUUCCUGCUCUCCUCCCUGCCGCCCCUGCACCGAGCUCAGCUUCAGCACCAGGGCCUGUCGACGUGCCACUUUGCGUGGGCGUUCCACUCCACGUCGCAGGAGGACCUGCUGGGCCUGCUGCCCACGAUGCAGAGGGCAGACGGCCCCACGUGGGCAGAGCUGCGCGCCAUGGGCGUGGGCUGGUGGCUCAGGGGACGCGCCGCCCUGCGCCUCUGCAUGGAGAAGCUGGCGAAGGUGGCGUUUCAACGCAACAACGAUCCCCUGGAUGCCGCCCUCUACUACCUGGCCAUGGGCAAAAAGGGGGUCCUGUGGGGUCUGUUCAGGUCGAAGGGCGACUCGAAAAUGACCCAGUUCUUCAGCAACAACUUCACGGAGGAGCGGUGGCGCAGCGCCGCGCUCAAGAACGCCUUCGCGCUGCUCGGCAAGCGGCGCUUCGAGCAGGCGGCCGCCUUCUUCCUCCUGGCCGGGGCGCUGAGGGACGCCAUUGAGGUGUGCCUGGAGAAGCUGAACGACAUCCAGCUGGCGUUGGUCGUCGCGCGACUGCAGGAGGCCAACACGGACGCACCAGCCACCUACCAGUCCAUCCUGGGGUGCCGCGUUUUGGGCCGAAACGAGGUGUCGGGGGCCGAUGCCGCCGCGACGCCGGAGCUCGCCGAGCUGACGAGGGCCUGCGAGCUGCGCAAGGACCGCGAUCCCUUUCUACGCAGCAUUGCAUGCUGGGUAAAAAGCGACUACUCCGGAGCCCUGGACGCGCUGCUGGAGCAGCCGGAUUCUGCUUGCGACGCCGACGAAGACGGUGGUAGCGGCGGCAGCGGCGGCGGUAGCGCCUCGCCGGGCCUGUGCAGCCCGGGCGUCUUCAACUUCUACAACUUCCUGCGCGGCCACCCGCUCAUCGUGCGCCACCACAUGCUCUCCCACGGCGGCGCCGGCCAGCGGCCCGCCGAUACCAUCAGCCUGCGCGAGCGCCGGCUGUUCUUCGCGACGGCGAGCACCCACCUCAAGUCGGGCUGCCCGCUGCUGGCGCUUGACGUGCUCCGGCGGAUGCCGCAUGCCGAGAAGGAGGUGGUGACCGUCGCCAGCGCCAGGGGCGGCGGGAGAUUGCCAUUGGAAAAUGGACACGUGCACGGUGGCGGCAGCGCGUGGGGCACGGCGGGCGCCCACCCGUCGAGUGGGCACCACACGGCGGAGAGCGCCGACUGGGCCAGCUCGGCCAUGACGGUGGCGGACGAGCCUCUGGAGCUGAGCUGGGACAGCGAGGAGGACGAGGAGGAGGAGGAGGACGAGGAAGACGACGACGACGAAGACCAGGGGAUCACCAUGAAGAAGACGAGAGCGUUCAAGAAGGGCACCGCCGACGUCGUGGAGAGCGACGCGGAGAAGAGGCCGGAGUCUCUGCCGCCUGCGCCGCCCGGCACGGACGGCUACGUGGACGUGAUGGCGGAGCAGAUGAAGUUCCGUGCGUGCCUCAAGCUGCUCGUGGACGAGCUGCGCACGCUGGCGACAGGAUAUGAGGUGGACAGAGGCAAGCUGCACGUGCAGCUGUGCCACUGGCUGGAGCGCGAGGUAGCCACGCUGCAGGAGGUGUGCGGUUACCCCGGCGACCUGCACGGCACCGCCGCCGGCUCGCUGGAUACGGUUGCCGAGGACGCCGGAUCAAAGUUGUCCGGCGCCACGGACGCUUGUCCCUUUAUUGGCGGUGGUGGGAGCGGCGGGGUGACGCCGGACGACACGGAGGCUUGGCGCGAGCAGCACAGCCUACGUGCCAGGCAGCUGCACGCGGCGCGCCGGCGCCAGUGGCUGUGCGCCAACCUGCCGCUGCUGCACAUGUUCCUGGGUUACUGCAGCCUGCACGGCGCGCAGGGCGGCGGCCUGGCCUCCGUGCGCGUCGAGCUCCUCUUCCUCAUACAGGAGUCGCAGCAGGAGGCGGUGCUGAAGCAGCUGCACUCGCGGCUGCCGCUACCGACCGUGCUGCCACUCAUCUCGGCGUCGCUCGCCACUCUCAAGACUGUCAUUUCCAACCCGGUGCUGCACGUCGCCAAUCUUGCGCACGACAUCCUGCGCACCGUCAGCGACAUGCCGGCGCCCCCCGAGCCACCCAAGGACAACCCGCAGGUUCACAUGAUCUACGUGCUGGCCGCGUCGCUCUCCGCGUGCGUUUACCAGUCCCUCUGCGACAGCCACAGCUUCAGCAGCGAGGCUGCGAGCUGCCCCUUCACGGGGCUCUCCUACAAGAGCUGCCUGCUCCGCGAGCGCCUGCGCCAGCGCCAUGAGAGCACCAGCAACCUGCAGUCCACCUCCUUGCCCUCCCAGUGGCCGGGCGUGACGCAGCUGCUGUCCCAGCUGCACGCGUGCCGCGACGAGGAGCAGCCGCCGCUGCGCAUGCUGCUGUGCGAGGCGCUGCUCGCCGUCUUCCUCGGGAUGCUGGCACGCGCCCUCGCCACCAACGCCGCCGGCCGCCUCUACCGCCUGUCGGCGCGCCCGCUGGAUGCACGCUCGUGGGCGUCGCUGUUCGGCGGCGCCGCCCGCGUGCCCCAGUGCGCCACGCCCUCACCGGCGCAGACGCUGGCGCCGCCGCAGCAGCAGGCGCCGUCGUCGUCGUCCUCUAAAGGGAAUUCAACGGCGGAGGCGGUGAAGACGCAGCAGGGCAGCACGCGCAACCGUGCGCAGCAGCAGUCGGAGACGUCGUCCUCUGGUGGCCGGGUCCGGGCAGACGAGGCCAGCAAGCACCGGCACCGGCUCAACAUGCGCAUCCUGGUGACGUCGCCGUCGCCGCCAAGCACGGCCGCACCCACGCAGCGCGCGGUCGUAAGCACAGUGUCCGGCAGCAGUGGCGGCGGCGGCGGCGCCGGCGGCAGCGUGGAACUGGGCGGCUCGUGGGCGCAGUCGCCGCUCACGCCGUGCGCUAACUUCCGUGAGGUGUUUGUGCCACCCGAGCUCAGCAUCUGGGACUACUACAUGGCCAAGCCAUUUGUGGCGUCCGACGACGGCUUGGGCUACGACUCUGACGAGAGCGAGGAGAGCGAGGAGGAGGAAGAGGAGGAGGACGAGGGAGACGAGGAGGCCGACUACGACCCGAUCCUCGACAAGGACGACGAGAGGGCGUCGCGGCGCCGCUCCCGCGAGCGCGAGCACUCGGACCCCAACUCCUACAGCUGGUGUCUCAUGAGGCUGGUGGUGGUGCGGCUGGCCAUCACAAACAUGCGCGGCUUCUUCCCCAUGGCCGGACUCGAGAUGUCAGACCUGCCGUCGUGCUCCCCGUUGUGCCACAUGGCGCUGUGCACGCUGAGCCAGUGGGAGCAGGCGCUGUGCGCGCGCCUCGAGGCCACGCCGGGCCCUCCCGACGACUACAUCCCCACGCUGGGGGCUCACACGGGCGACGGGCCUGCCGGACCGGCCAUCCUGCGCUACAAGGCCAUGCUGGAGCCAGGCAACACGCCCUUCAGUUCGCAUCGCCGCUCGGCACUGGCAGCCAAACGCUUGUGGCAGUUCCUGGUGCGGCACGAGUCAAUGCAGGAGACCUUCAUCAGGCACAUCUUCACUCGCGCGCACCACCGCCACCAGCAGCAGCAGCAGCAGGAGGAGGAGUCCUCCUCAUCCGGGAACCUCAACUACGUGACCGAAGACCACGGAAGCAACAGGACGGAGCUGAGCGCCGGCUCCCCCAUCACGCGAGCGCGGAUCGUGCACAAGGAGACUGACAUCAUCACCGCCUUCGCCAUCAACCGGGCGAAUCCGUCUUGCCUGGCCGCAGCCUCGGCCCACGAGGUGCUGGAGCUGGACCUGUCGUCCAUCUUGUCGUCGAGCUGCCAGGCCUGGGUGGAGGAGGAGUCCGAGUCGGAGGGCAGCAGUAACGAAGACUUCCUGGUGGUCUACACGAAGGACGACGCGUUCCGCAGCCCCAGCAUCGGCAGCUUCCACACGAGCAGCCCCUACACGCCGAGCAGCACGGGCACCACCAGCUCAGUCGGCGGACAAACGGGCAGAGGGCCCACCAUGCUCCUGCGGCGGAACCUGAGCAACGUGCGGAGGAUGGCGAGCCACCCGAUAUUGCCGUACUAUGUGACGGGCGGGCAGGACGGCAGCGUGCGCGUGUUCGAGUGGGGUCACGCGGAGCAGCUUCAGGUCAUGAGGCCUGCGCCCGCGCCCCGCGUCACCCGCUUGCGUUUCUGCGCCCAGAGCAACCGGAAGUUUGGGGUGACCGAUGGUGAUGGCUUCCUCAGUCUGUGGCAGCUCGACCUCACCAACAAGAACCCCAAGCCCUACCUGACCCUCAAAUGCCACAGCCGCGACACCUUUGACUUCACUUUUCUGGGCUCCUCCAGCGUCGUGGCAACCGCCGGACAGUCGUCCGACGGCCGGAACGUUCGCCUGUGGGACACGCUGGUGCCGCACAGGAGCAGCCUGGUGCACGGCUUCCAGUGCCUGGAGGCGGGCGCCACGGUGCUGGGCUACGCGCCCCGCAGCCAGACGCUCAUCGUGGGCGGCCGCAAGGGCCACGUGACGCUGCUGGACCUGCGGCAGCGCGUGGCCCGCCACACGGUGCAGGCCCACGAGUCGGCCGUGAAGGCCAUCGCGGUGCACCCCGGCGAGGGCUUCUUCCUCACCGGCUCCGCCGAGGGCAACAUCAAGGUGUGGUCCCUGCCGGCGCCCACACUGAUCAGCACCUACGCCAACGAGCACGCCCGCCAGUCCAUCUUCCGGCACCUGGGCGCCGGCGUGAUGCAAAUCGAGACGGGGCCGGGCCGCCACGUCUUCUCCUGUGGCGCCGACGGCACCAUCAAGACGCGCGUGCUGCUGCAGCACUCGGGCGGCUGGUGACCACCGCCACUCUCGCCUGCCAGCCCGCCCACCCGCCCGCCCGCCUGCCCAACUAACCCCAUCCCACCCACGCAUCACACGCACAACGUGGCCACUCGUGCCGGAGUAAAGCACGAAGGGGCACUGUGCAGGGUCGGGGCCCCCUGCACUACAGGGGACGGGCUCGGCCGACACUGGUUCGGCGUUACCGCCGGGUGCCGGCCGAUCUGAAGCGUGGUUGGCGGGGAGGGCAGGCACCCUUCUUGUGCCCCGAAGCGUCCUACCGAGCGUCGGUUAACCGCAGCGCCUACGCGUGCGCCCGGCUGCGGCCCCGGUAAAAGCACGGCAUGCGCUGCGUGUAAGGCGUCUUCCCGUCUUGACUGUGCGCGCACCGUUCAUAGGUUGGAUAUAAUAACUGGAGAACAGCGGGAACAAUAACAAAAAAAUUCCCCAAACGCAGCUACGCGGUUUAUUUUUCCUCUGUUUCGAAGUAGUUUUUGUUGUUGGUUUUUUGUGCAAGCGGACUUUCCGCCGCCGCCAGUGACGGAUGCUUUAUCCCUCCUCGAGGGGGAUAUUGAUGGGUUCCGCGCGGGAGAGCCCGAGAGAGUCAAUGAGCAGGGUUCGCGCCCCCGUCACUUUACCAGCCUCCUCGUGAUGUUUUAUCGCUUGUAAAAUAUAAAUAUGGCGUGUACGAGACGACGAAACGAGGGUUUUAAGGGCGUUUGACGAACAAACGCAAGUACGGCAAUCGUGUGUGAAAACCGCAAACGUGUGUGUGAGACGAGCUUCGGGGGGACAUCUCGUACAACCUAUAGCUUGAGCUUGAACACACCUACGUGUAAGCACACCCCUCACCUCAAAGGCCUCGUUAGGGUAUUAUUUUCUUGUUGUGACGGUCGCAAGCUGGGAUAAACAAAAUAUAUAUGAGGAGACAUUUACAGAGAUGUAAAAUAAAAUAUAAAUAUGUGUAUAUUGCUCUGGCUGUUUGUAAAUGAUUCCACUUUGAAGGCGUAAACUUGAACCGACGGGAGGGGAUGGGUCGGAGCAUCGCCGUUGUUGGUUUGCAUCGAGUGGCCAUGCUCCCGGACAUUCUUUUCGCCCGUUUUUGUGGGCAAAGGCGGUGCCGUGCUGCGGUCGCGGGUAAUCCGGGCGGAAAUGUGAUUUGUUUUUUGUUUUGCAGAAGGGAGGGAGGGGGGCGUUUGUAAAUUUCGUUGCGUUUCUGUGCAAAGCGUUUGACGGGUACAGGGCAUGAUCGCCGUGAUUCAGGUUGGGCGCGCACCGCUCGUCGCUGUCGAGAGAGCUGCAUGCAACGCGCGUACCUACGUACGUGAACUUGUUUUCGCACCGCCGUACGUGGCCAGCCGACCGUGUUAACUGGAGGUGCGGGGGAAGGACGAUGCGCAGUGCCCGUUGUGACCUCGUCUUCGCCAAUGGUCGUGUGUAGGCGCUGCGGGUUCGCGAGCGCGAAAUGCUCGUACAGUGCACGUGAUCGGGUGCAGUCUCUCUCAGCCUGAUGCCUUGUUCGGGGGUAAGGGUGGUGUCACUUUGGAUCAUGAUUGUAAUUAUUAUUGCUUUUAACGUUUUUCCUAUUUUGUUAUUAAGCUGCGGAGGUCACGAAGGAGAAUUGCUGAUCAGACCGGAUUGUUGCAACACUCCCAUAUUUGCGUGCGCGCAGCUGGCGCUGGCCAUCGUGUUCCUUUGGUACUGCGCGAGGGUGACGGAACACGCGCGACGAACGAACAACGACGGCGUUUAGUCGAAGACCGGUCUGCCCUUUACAGCAACAUGUCGUGAGGUUAAAUAUCGCUUUAAAGCGAUGCCGUGACCUCAAACGCUCGAUCGCUAUUGGCCGCUGGCUCGUAACAUUUUGUGCCGUUGUUGUGUUUGGCUGAUAGGGCAUCGGUUCUCGCCAUCGCUUCUGCGUCACUCGGGUGUUCUUGUCUGCGUUGGUGGGAGAUGACUUUUGAAUCUGAACGCAUGAUCGUGGCGGGACAGGCUAGGCCGCAGAGCCCGAGGUCGCAUCAUGGAACUUGAACGAGCCUUUCCCGACUUUCCUCCUAAGGCAUUAUAUCGGUAAUUUUUUGGCAGCUGUGCUGGAUGACGGCAUCUCCCCCCGCACCAUGUGGGUAACGGGGGGCCGUGACCGUCGCCACGCUGGUUGAUGCGGGUCGGUGAAGGGCGUGGGGCCCUUGAGCGGUUCCGGAUGUCACUCGGCACCGCUGCCGGCCACGGCUGAGAACGACGGGUGCGGCGCGCUAAACCGCUGGCCGCCGCCGCUGCUCCUCCCAAGGCAUUAUCGAGUACGGGAAAUCUUCCCUCGGGGUCUGUUUGUGCCCACCGGCUGCUCGGAGUAGUUUGUAGACGAAUCGUAUUUUCUUGCCUUGGUGCUUGAAUGUGCUGCUUUGACCGGCUCCGUUCGUGUGCGGGAGGAGCCCGGCCGGGCUGCGGGCGGCGACGCCUCUGCGGCGCGCCCGACUCCCGCAUGGACGAACGGACCAAGCCGCGGAUUCGCGCGUCGCCCGUUGUCAACUUGGCGCACGCGCAAUGCGCGGCGCUGGGACUGGAAGGGCUCUGUGCAAUGGCCGUGUUGGAGACCGAUACAUUUUUGCCAAAAAACCUGAACCCGCUGAGAACACCGGAUAGGUCUACCGCGCCGCUUUGGCAAGACGAUUAGUCGUUUUUAUUUCUGCCUGGCGCUGCUGAUGAGUAAUGCAAGCGACCCGUUUGGUUUGAACAAAACACGACUUACCCGAGUGUUGAAUUAAUGAAACGUGACACAUGGGGUUUUUUUGCCAAUUUUUGCACAACGCCUGAACAGGGCGAAGGCCAUCGGUUUCCGCGCGCGUUCGCAAAUCCAGUUAUUUAUUUAGUUUUUAGCCUCGCAAAAUGUAUUUUUUAACAUGCCCCAAUAAAAAUCAUCGCAUGAUUCUCGAGUCGUUCGGCCGGAGGCGAAGGGGGUAUCUCUUUUAGUCCGAAGCGUCGGCGUUUUCGACCACGACCUUGCACAGAAACAACCCCGAUUGUCACAAACGCCUCGACGAGGAAGGCACUCCUCUCGGUUCUCGUCCGCAGGGCGGCUGGUGUACCGAACUCGUGCCACGUGCGCUACCCCGGGUGUGAGGAACGCGCCGACGUUUACACGCGGAGCCGGCGCCUUGUCCGCCGCUUGCCGAGCGUCGCUUUUAUUUCCUUGAUCGCGAUCUGGAAACGCCGCGCCCACGCGCGCGUCGCUCCAGACGCGGCCCCGGGGGGCCGUUCCCUCGGCCGGUCUUGUCAGCCGCGCAGUGAAUCGCCUGCCAUUCCUUCACUUUUGAUGUCUUAAUUGUCGUUGAGUUUUUUUGUUCCGUCAAGUGUUGUGUUGUUAUUAUUAUGACGGCCGAGAGCCGCGGAGUGGCAAUGCGGAACGUGGAUGCUGUAUUCCGUUGCUUGUGAGCUUCGGGUUCUAGAGGCCAGUUUACUCAUUCUGGGUGGGUGACGCAAUCCGCCCGCCCGCGUGGUGCAAUCUCAGCGUUCCGCUCAAAUAUAAAACAAAUGCCAUAAUUUAAACAAGCAUUACUUUAAUUGCAUUUGCCAUAAAAGGUCUGUUCUUUAUAUUGUAAUCGUGUUAUAAUGGCAGGAUGCUACCUAUAACCAUUGUGAAACCGCGACCUUUGUUUGCAGCGUGUACAACUGAUGUAUAGAGGACGGCACGCGAUAGUAGUGGACUCCUGUUCUCACAGGAGCAGGCUCCGUGUCGACAAAGGCGCUCCUCCCGGACACUGACCUGCAUGGCUGACCACGGCCAAGUGACCCGUUCACUCUGCGUGUGUGCAACUCGCAGGUUUGCGAGGUGAUGAACGCUGCCGUUGUGCGUGCUGCCACUCCGCGUGGCCCGGCAUGUCCCCCUCGCUACACCCGCCAGGCGCACAAACAGCAAUGCGCGCGGCCCUCUCAGCGAAUGUGCGGCCGCUUGGCACGAUUGGAUUUCACGCCGGAGUUGAGCUGGCCAUGAUGAGGAGGAGGGAGAAGGGGGGUUUCCGUGAUUUUUUAUUUUCGUUACAUUCUACCGCACGUUGCCAAGCAGCCUGCUCACUUGAUUGUGUUUCGUUUGGUUUGUUUACUUCUCCUGGGAUACUCACCGUCGUAGGUGACGGGUGGCUCUGGCUGACGAGGGCUUGGCCAAGCACAACAAAACCAUUCGCCCACCAGAUUUUGCAUCCAAACCGAGCCAGUCCCGUCCCGCUGCAGCUCUUGGAGCGUGCCGCACUCGGGGAGAGAUCCCCACGCCUCGACGGGCAGGGCGCGUGGGAGACCGACGACAUCCGCGGACCCGAGUGGGUUGGAAUUUGUUGAAAAAAAAACUCUCAAAACAAGAGGGCCCACGAGAGACGGAUGUGACCGGCGAGCCCGGGGAUCCUUUGCGCUCCCGAGUCGACCACGUGCCCUGCUUGCCUGGGGCCUUGCGAUCUCUCUCUCGUUCUUGAUUAUGACUCAUUUAAUUUAAUACAGAAAUAAUAACAUUUUAUAGCAAAAAUGAUUUCAACUCCCGCCCCCUGUGCUCCGUGCUGACCACGGUAGCGCAGUUCACGCGGACCCCCCCCCCCCGCGGUCGUGGUGGGGGGGGGGGGCUGACGCCAAAUCUCGCCACGCGCCCGGCGCUCGCUCCGGGGACGCUCCGGGGAAGCGGCCCCGGGAGAGCGCCCGGCGCCAACGUCGCCAUCGAUGCCCCCCCCCCCCAAUGAUUUGUUGAUUUUAAAAAAAAUGUGUUAUCAUUUGUGUUCCUGCAUCGUUUGGAAAAAAAGAUUAUUUUACAGUCCGUGUGGAAACUCACACCCUGCUGCUGCUGCUAUGCACAUGACUGACAGCAGACAUGGUGACGUAACAACAGCUGGGUGGUGACGUAACAACAGCUGGGUGGUGACGUGACAACAGCUGGGUGGUGACGUGACAACAGCUGGGUGGUGACGUGCCGGGGUUGUUGAACCGCCGCUGCAGUCGGGACGGAUCGCAUCUCUCGCCGCGUGGCCGUGCCUCUCACACUGCACCGGGGGGGGGGGGGUGUAACGUUAAGCUAUUUUAAUCUGCCCUUGUUGACGUUUCGUUCAUUUUAGUGCAGUGUGGAAAUUUGAGCGAUGUUGCUGCAGGGCCGCGUCUUGAUGUGGGAGGGGAGGGGGUGUAAUUACGUGGUCAUUAAAACCCCGUUACAGCCGGGCUCGGUUCACCGUCUCCGAGAGGAAAGGAAGAGAUUGAGUGGAGGGGGAGCCGAGGAUUCGGACAUUGCCGUGGUCGCGAGCGGUCGUGGGGAUCACGGCGGAGCUCCUCCCGCGUGACUCACAUUCCAGUGCACGAUGAACGCGCGGUCAGCUUGAGGGUCAGUCGCCAAGUGUGGGAGCACACACACACAGCCUCCGCCGCAUACCCCCCUAGGGUCCCUCCUAGCAAAGCCCCCCCCCCCCCCAAGUCAGCCCCCUUCCUAGGGAUCCCUCCUGGCGGUUCCCAUUCUAUUGCAUUGUUCACAAGCCUCGUGUGAGGUUCCUGCAGUAGCCAAGCCCAGGAGACGUUCAUAUUGACGAUGGCCAGUUGGCGACUCGGUGACAGUGAAAAAUAAUAAUAAUAAUACAUCUCCCAAUCUUUUGGGGUCCAGUCGGGCAGAGUAAGUGACAUUGAAUUAGAAUUAAUGCAUCUCAGGGGAUUGGCGAUUUAAAAAAAAAACGACUGGGAUCGAUGUCUGCGAUGCACGUUGCGCCAGGGAACCGCGAGGCUGGUUGCGAAGCUCCCCACGCGGAAGCCCCGAUUCACGAGUUGGGUGGUGGCUGCGAUGCACGUGGCGGCCUGGAAAUCCGGCACUGUGGGGCAGCAGCAGCGAGGGGCUUGGUGGGUCGCAAGCGGAUGUUGUGAGACUCGCUCCCCCGCGUGCAUCGAGGAAAGUGCCUUACCCCUGGCUCGCCAGGAGAAGGCGGCCCAGCAGAAUGUAGACUCAUCUCGACGGGAUAGAGCGUUGCCCCCUCGCACGCGUGCGUUUCUUUUGGGUGCUGCGGUAUCCCUCCCGCACGCAUCAUCGCUCGUGGAUUGGCUGAAAGCACCUCAAAUAUCCCUCCCGGGAUAAACAAGUGAUUGGUAUUGUUAUUACGAGCCCAUUUUUGUAACGUACGUUGUUGGUUCAUCGGUGAAUUCAAGGUCGGAUUUGCCGGACUAUAUUUGACAUUCCAGUGAUGCUUUUGUGAAAAUUCAUCUCAACCGUUCUCACACCCCCCCCCACCACACACACCAACACCGUGUGCCGUAUUAGUGUUAUAUGGUGUAUAAUAAUAAUAAUAAUGAGACCCUGUAUGGCAUCGUACUAGGAUAUUAGGCUGUGUUAAGUUAAGUGCAAGGCUUGUAGUCCAGGUGCUCGGGGUGGUUAUACGCCACUGCGCUCUGUCCAGCUGUCUCAAGUAAAAAAUAGCGGACAAUAAAUGGUAAGGACUGCCUUUGCAUUUGUGGGGCAUACGCCACAAUUUGUCAUUAACACUGUCGUAUAAUGAAGAAGAUAUAUCGAGCAGGCUGACGUUUGAGGCAAUGGACCUACUUCAGAGCAUAGAGAGAGAGAGAAAAAGGCAUCGGCUGACUGCAGUUGAGAGAUGGCACCUUUCUCGGGUGGGGAAAUGUUUUACUUUUUAAAAUGAAAUGUAACAUCCUUUUGUCAACGCCACUGCCAGAUGAAGGUCUCCGCGGGGCCGCGCCGGUCAUCGGGAUUGUUUGACCAUACUUCACCACGCUGCUUACUCACUGCAGGGUUGGGGGAAGGCGGGUGGGUGGGUUCCGGUUCAGAUAUGGCUCGCCACUCAUGUUCGCCGCAGCUGAACAUCAACGCUUGGGUCACAAGUUCAGAGGGCUAACCACUGUCCCAGCACUUUUCCUCAUUGAUACAAAAAAACAAUGGACACGCAGUCGCAGGCUUUCGCGACAAAUAUUAUCCAUAGUCGAGUUUUUUGGGGGGUUAGAUCGCGUAAAUAAAAACGUGUCGUUCAACUCGCCACCACCGGACACAGCCAGUUCGUAAGGUUUGUCACGUAAACACAACGUGUGCCAAUGCGUUUCUACUUGAGUAAACCCGCGGUGCAACACACAAGCGGUGUGCUGAACUCGUAACUACGUGACAAACCUUGCGAAUUGACUGUCGGGUGGUGGCGGGUUUAACUUCGAAUUUAUAUUUGCGUGAUCAAAUGGAUAAAAAACACGAAUACUGUAUUAGGGUUCGAUACUUAUUGUCUGCGCGUAACAAAAGAGUGCUUGCCCCCGUCAAUCGAGAACCGAUGAUUUGUCAUCUUCCUUGAAAUGUCUCGAUCCAGGGGGCCCCCGUCGUGCGACGUGCGAUCUCCACCUCCGAGCGAGAGACGUGAACACUUUGGGUUGAUGCGGACACGUGACCGCGGCAGGGUGCGGAGCGCCGAGCGCGAACGUCAUCGCGGAAUCUCGGCCGAGAGGAAGUUCCCUCUUCACCUUUGGGGUUGUCGAGCAGAGCGCGCCGCCUGCUGCUGUGUAAAGUCGCCGUGGGAUGGCCGCGUGAUGGCUCUGGCAGAAGGGGGCCACUCUCAGAAAGCCGCGGGGUCAAAAUGUAAAUAAAUAACUCCAAAGGGGGUGGGCUGCGUUCUGUGGAUCUCCCCGCUCAAACGAGCAUCGGCGGCCUCUAAUCUUUAUUGGCGGCCUUGAACCAGUGAUGGAAAUUCCACAUUCCCAUGGCAGGGACAGUUCUAUCCACGUGAAAGCUCCUGGUACUCGGUUUAUAUCCUGCAGAGUCUCAUCGCUAUAGACGAUGGGCUGAGUCAGCCGUUGUAUGAUUAUAUUAUCACCACGUGACCAGUAAUCGUCCAGAAGAAGCAGCACUAGCUUUCUUGGGUUUACCGAAAUAUAUAUUUGUGUUCAAGGUACUUGCUGCUUACCGAAGCAGCAAUGUUUAUAAAACCCUUCUAACCAGCCAAAGAGUCUCGUUAACAAGAUAUUUAGAUUGCAAGCCCGGAGGUUUUGUUUGAAAGCCCCGACUUAAGAAUAAGGCUUCACUUAUGUUCGUCCUUCACCACCAAGUGUCAGCUCGCAGUACCUUGUCACGUGUAAAUCGUGUACUGAAAUUACAAUUACAGCUGAAAUGGAUCGUUUAAAUUCCCCGCUUAAAACCACCGCCAAAAAAAACACAACUCCACAAAAGCGCGACGACUGCAAAAAAUCAUAGCCCUAUUAUUUUUAUUUUAUCGUUAACGCUGGCGGUUUAUUGGGUACUGCACACUAUAGCCACGGCAUCUGAAUCAGCUCAACUCCUGUAAACCACGUGGCUUGUGUGUGGCCACGCCCACUCUGAACUCCUCUCCUCUACCCCGCCCCCUCUGAAAACAGACGCCGCUCCUCCGGUGCAGGAGCGUCGAGGCCCACGUGCAGCCUCUUAAUACAUCUUCGUUGCGCUCCUGACACGUUUCUUUCGUUUCUCAGUUCCUUUCCCAUCCUUUCCACUCUCAGGUCCCAUUCUUGGUCUGCUCGCUUCCCGUGCCCAUGACGUUCUCUUUACCCAUUAAUUGCGUCCUCGACUUCUCGUAGUGCGCCGCCACGGGCUAUACUAGUUGCUAGUGCAGUAGGCCGUACGUUUGUGUCACGUGCUCUCGUCUCACAAUCGAAGGCGCCCGCUGCACUGAUCCCAGCUGCUCGCGAUCGUGCACUGUGUACAAUGUACCUCUGGAGGAGUGUCUCUUGUGCAAUUUGGGGAGCGGUCGUACGGUGGUUAGCGCGCUACACAAGGAACCUGUCCACGAGAAUCCGGUUCCCGCUCACGACCAACACCAGCGACGAUUAUCUGAACCGGUCCUACCCCCUCCUCCUUCCCGAGGUCAGCUCAGCCUCAAAUGAGUACCUGGUGUGGUGUGUAAACAUCGCCACGAGGGAGACAGGCGGCCGUGCGUGGCUGGCCACCCACCCUCGUGUGCCGCGCCGGCCUUCAUAGGUGCUCGUUAACAGCACUUGCCCCAAGAGUCUGUUAAGGCAACACGGGUCAUAUUUGUGUCUGUAAUGGGCUGAAUCGGAACGAAAGGAAUAUGUCAUAUUGUUAUACUUUCUCCUUGAGCGUAAUUGUCUUGUUUUGGGGGGCAAUGGGGCUGCUAUCUAUGAAUAUAUAUAUCCAAGCGCACACCUGUCUGUAAAUCCCACCUGAGUAUACAAAUAAAUCUAAUUUGCGUA